Leptosia nina is the source of this 468-nucleotide messenger RNA. Lineage: Eukaryota; Metazoa; Arthropoda; Insecta; Lepidoptera; Pieridae. The record is from the annotation of a GenBank genome assembly.
AUGAAGAUCGGCCUUUGCGCUUACAGUGGUUACAAGAUUUAUCCUGGCCAUGGUAAAACCAUGGUUAAGGUAGAUGGCAAGUCUUUCACAUUUUUAAACUCAAAAUGUGAAGCUGCGCAUUUAAUGAGGAGAAAUCCCCGUAAAGUAACAUGGACUGUAUUGUACAGACGUAAAUUCAAAAAGGGCCAGGAAGAAGAACAGGCCAAGAAACGUACACGUAGAACCCAAAAGUUCCAAAGGGCAAUUGUUGGGGCUUCAUUGAGUGACAUUAUGGCCAAGAGAAACAUGAAGCCAGAAGUAAGGAAAGCUCAAAGGGAACAGGCUAUCAAAGCUGCAAAGGAGGCCAAGAAGUCCACUAAAGCUGCCAAGAAAGCAACUGCACCACCUACAAAAGUUAAAGCUCCUCCUAAGGGUAAGGCUGCUAAAGCCACACAAAAACCAACAACUCGCAUUGGAGGAAAGCGAUAA